AUGCAGGCCAAAUACAGCAGCACGAGGGACAUGCUGGAUGACGAUGACACCACCAUAAGCCUGUAUUCUGGAGCUUCCACUGUCACCAGACGUGCAGAGCCCAGACACUCAGAGAAUGAGACUCCCUCUUCAGUUUGGCGCCCUGUGGCCCUGACCCUGCUGACCUUGUGUCUGGUGCUCCUCAUUGGCCUGGCGGCCCUGGGCCUUGUGUUUUUUCAGUUCUACCAGCUCUCCAAUACCCAGCAAGACAGCAUCGCUGAACAGGAGGAAAGGCUGGGGAACCUAUCCCGACAACUGCAGUCCCUCCAGAGCCAGAACAGGAGACUAGUAGACACUCUGCAGAACGUAGCUGUCAAACUAUGUCGUGAACUUUACAACAAAAGUGGAGGACACAGAUGCAGCCCUUGCCCAGAAAAAUGGAAGUGGCAUGGAGACAAAUGCUACCAGUUCUAUAAAGAGAGUAAAAGCUGGCAGGGUUGUGAAUAUUUCUGCCUGACUGACAAUGCCACCAUGCUGAAGAUAAUAACACAGGAAGAGCUGGAUUUUGCCAUGCCUCAGAGCUACUCUGAGUUUUUCUACUCUUAUUGGACAGGGCUCUCCCGCAAUGGCAGUGGCAAAGCCUGGCUGUGGACAGAUGGGACGCCUUACUCCUUUGAAUUGUUUGAGAUUAUAAUCGAUCCCACCAACCUAAGAAACAGGGACUGUAUGACCAUCUUCAAUGGAAAGGCUUACUCAAAGGACUGCAAAGAGCUGAGGAGGUGUGCCUGUGAGAGGCUGGCAGGGUAA
Molecule: messenger RNA, 786 nt
Organism: Cricetulus griseus (Chinese hamster)
Lineage: Eukaryota; Metazoa; Chordata; Mammalia; Rodentia; Cricetidae
Source: RefSeq, a predicted model, not a curated record